UCUCAUGUGAAAACUGACGCUCCCGGUAAUGUGCCGGUCACGUUUCCAGUCUGAAAGUCACGUGUCAGUAACCCACGUCGUCCGCUUACCAACUUUGUUUGUCUCCUUGGGUUUCUCUAUAUAUGCCAAUCCAAUUUCCUCUUCACACUCCUUUAUUCAAAAUCUCACAAAACCAACAAGUCUUUCCUAGAGAAAAAAAAAAAAUUCCACACUCCCUUUUUUCCGUGGAAAAUUUACUACACAACAACCAAAUUAAAACUCAAUAAUCCUCGAGAAAGAAAAAUAAACCCCAUAACAACUAUUCAAUAUGGUUAUAGAUUCAAAAACCAGUGGUAGUCAUCACCGUAAACUCACUUUCGCCGCUUUCUUAAACACCGAUCUCUCUGCCGACGAAGAAGAACAGAGCCAUGGUGCUGCUGAUGUCAUCAAUCCCAGUAGUAACAGGAACAAAAACAACCAACAACGUCAAAGCAAUGCUUCGACCACGACCGGUGACUCGUCUCCUAAUCAGGUUUUGUCUCCAUGGAACCAGACUUACUCUCCGUACUACACCGACACGCCAACAACGCCUACUAUGUCUCCCUCUCCGUGGAACCAGACUUACUCACCUUACUACAAGUCUCCCUGGAUCUACCAGACCCGAAACAUCGAUGAUGAUUCGGACAACGGUUUGAUCGGUACGAUCGUGAGACAAGAAGGUCACGUCUACUCGUUGGCAGCUUCCGGAGAUCUUCUAUUCACUGGAUCCGAUUCCAAGAACAUUCGGGUCUGGAAAGAUCUCAAGGAUUUCGCCGGGUUUAAAUCAACAAGCGGUUUGGUUAAAGCGAUUGUGAUAACCGGAGAUAACCGGAUCUUCACCGGUCACCAAGACGGUAAAAUCCGGGUUUGGAGAGGGUCCAAGACACGAACCGGUGGUUACUCACGAAUCGGAAGCUUACCGACUCUUAAAGAGUUUUUAACGAAGUCGGUGAACCCGAAGAACUACGUGGAGGUUCGUCGCCGGAAAAACGUUCUCAAGAUCCGACACUACGACGCCGUUUCGUCUCUGAGCUUGAACGAAGAGCUCGGUUUACUCUACUCCGGUUCGUGGGACAAGACUCUCAAAGUCUGGAGACUCUCCGACUCCAAAUGCCUCGAAUCGAUUCAAGCUCACGACGACGCGAUCAACACCGUCGCCGCCGGGUUCGACGACUUGCUCUUCACCGGAUCCGCCGACGGGACUUUGAAAGUGUGGAGACGCGAGCUUCGAGGGAGAGGGACGAAGCAUUUUCUGGUUAACGUGUUGAUGAAGGAAGAGAGCGCUUUGACGGCGUUGGCGGUUAAUUUAACGGCGUCAGUUGUUUACUGCGGAUCUUCUGACGGCACCGUUAAUUUCUGGGAAGGGAAGAAGUAUCUAUCUCACGGCGGGGCACUCCGCGGCCAUCGUAUGGCGGUGCUCUGUCUCGCGGUUGCCGGGAGUUUGGUGCUGAGCGGCGGAGGGGAUAAGAACAUUUGCGUGUGGAGGAGGAACGGUGAUGGGAUGCACACGUGUCUCUCGGUGUUGAUGGACCACGUGGGACCUGUGAAGUGUUUGACGGCGGUGGAAGAGGGAGAGGAAUACGGCGAAGGGAGAUGGAUAGUGUACAGUGGAAGUUUGGAUAAAUCGGUGAAGGUUUGGCGCGUGAAGGAGACGGCGUCUUCGGUGUGAUUGGCUGAGAUGGGUUGAGGAGGAUGAGAGAUUACGCGCCGUAUUAGCGCGUGGAGAUGCGGACUAUGUGAUCCGCCGGACAUGUAACUGCUGUCUUAAUGGUCAAGGCAACUAAGCAGAUCAUACUACCAAUAGCAAACUGCCACAUCAUGAAGUAUCUAAAAGGUUUAGAAAGUUCCUAACUUCCUAUAGUUUAUUUGAGCUUCGUUGUAACUGCACAUAUUUGAAUUACGUAAAGAAAAGGGGAAAACAAACUUUAUGUUAUUUUAUUCAUUGUAUUGAGAUCAUUUUGUUUAUGUAUUAGUAUUAUACGAUUCGUACAAAACUGAUUAUUUAAAAA
Molecule: messenger RNA, 2027 nt
Organism: Raphanus sativus (radish)
Lineage: Eukaryota; Viridiplantae; Streptophyta; Magnoliopsida; Brassicales; Brassicaceae
Product: protein JINGUBANG-like
Exons: 1
Coding region: 308-1687 (459 amino acids)
Molecular function (GO): protein binding
Source: RefSeq, a predicted model, not a curated record